Molecule: messenger RNA, 3908 nt
Organism: Zingiber officinale
Lineage: Eukaryota; Viridiplantae; Streptophyta; Magnoliopsida; Zingiberales; Zingiberaceae
Exons: 4
Coding region: 110-3883 (1257 amino acids)
Cellular component (GO): membrane
Source: RefSeq, a predicted model, not a curated record
CUCUCUUUCUCUCUCCCUUUCCCUCUUCUCCACCUCCGCCUCAUCCCUCUCUCUCUCCAACUACCGUCGGCGGCUAGACCGCCUCUAACUUCUCUCUUCUUGCUCCUCCAUGAACCAACGCCGAUCGGAUUCCGCUCUUCGUCGCUUCCCCGCAAGGACAAAGUUUGAUGGUCGCCAAAAAUCCAAAUCUACUGAAAAGAUUGUUUUUUUCUUCUUCCUCUUCCUUUUAAGGGGGGAGUUUCGUCGGCACAACUGGGGUUUUCCGCUUUGCAAGUUGUUUUGGUUGGUGUUUUUCUUGGCGAUUAUUGCAUUUGGUACAUCUUCAGUUGAUGCUUGCAGUCCUUGUGGGGAUGAUUUGCUCUAUGAUGUCAGCCCUCAGUCUGCUUCCUUCUGCUUCCCCUCCACUCCGAUGGAUUUUGACUCGCAGGAAGGGGAUGCCUGCAAAGAACCUUGCUUUGGAGCUCGGGCAUCUGAAAUGAGCCCGCAACGGAAGCCAGGCAAUGUCGCAGCUUUCAAGUUGGCCGAUGGUGGCGUUGUUUCUUGUCGUUUGGUUGAUUCCGAGGCUGGCUUUGAAGCUGGAGCUCAUAGCAACGUGGAUGAUGUUGGGUCGUGUGUGGCUUCACUUGUUCCUGAUGUUUGGAUGAAGGAGUCGAGUGAGAUGGAUGUGGAACUAGAUGAGGAUGCCAAUACUAAUGAUUUGAGCCUUAAUAAUGGUUCUUCAUCUGGAAAUGUGGAGAUAACACCUCCUUUUUUGAAUUGGGGGGAGAAGAGUUUGUACACACCUUCAAUUGCUAUCUUGACUGUGAAGAAUACUAACGUCAGUGGUGUUUUGGAUGUUUAUGAACCUUAUAGCUCUGACCCUCAGUACUAUGCCUAUCAUUUCCAAAAGCUGGCAUUGGCACCUGGAGAAUCUGCUUCUAUUGAAUUUGUUUUCCUCCCAAAUAGGUUGGGAUUUUCAUCAGUGCAUCUAAUCUUGCAGACGAGCUUUGGAGGUUUCAUAAUUCGAGCCAGAGGAGUGGCGGUUGAGUCCCCCUACAAGAUAGAGCCUUUAGUAGGGACAAUGUCAACAAAUGUUCCUCCCUGCAAAAUGCUGAGUAGGAAUUUUUCUUUGUACAAUCCUUUUGAGGAGGUUCUUCAUUUGAAGGAUGUGAAUUCAUGGGUUUUCUUACCAGGACAUAAGGACCAAGCUGUUCAUAUUUUUUGUAGAAUGGAUGAGUUACCACAUCAGUCAUCGAAUGAGUCUGAUUAUUUUUUAACUGAGGAUGAAUGGUUCAGAAUAGACAGCAGAAAACUAGGAGUAAGAUGGUUAGAUGUUAGGCCCCGAAAUAAUUGGCAAGUGUCUCCUCACAUGACUCAGACAAUUUUAGAGAUGAGAUUUCUUCCGUUAAAAUCAGAAAAGAUUAUUGGAGCCGUCUGUCUAAACUUACAGUGUUUGGCACACGACAGAUUGGAUACACCUGUUCUUCCCCUUGAGCUAGAUGUGCAUCAUAAGACAAAUUAUAAUUAUGUAAACAAUUCAGUUUCCUUAGACAUUGAGCGUCUUGAAUCAUGCAAGGUGAGAGAAGCAGUUCUUAUUAUCUCGUUAAGAAAUGAUGGAUCAGACCUACUUAGUUUGACUAAAAUUAGUGAGGUUACAGAUAGCCCAAAACUUUUCAAGGUCAGAUUCAAGGAAGGACUCUUGCUUUUUCCCAGAACUUCCACAAAAAUAGCACUGGUCAAGUAUAAUGGUCACAUUAUCUCUCAGAAUAUUGUACCUGACCUACCUAGAGAAGGAAUGAAAUGUCAACUGUUAAUAGGGACAAAUCAUUCUGUCAGUCCAAUGUUCAAAAUUUCAUGCCUCGAUCUGGUAUAUGCCUAUUCUAAUAUUGAGCAUGGUUCAGCCAUCCUUGCAUCAGAUGGAUUUUAUAUUACUGGGCUAUCACAAGAUGUAGGGGAAAAAUAUGCAAAUGGAAGAACAUCUCUAAAAACUCUUGCUGAUUCGUUGUUUCCCAUGAAGCAGUUCUUAGAAGAAUUUGAAGCUGAAGAGGAGAUACUCAGAAAUUGGAAAUCUCAAGGCACUGUAGCUAAUGCUUCUGUCCUUGAAGGAAAUGAGCUAUCCUUUCCAGUGGUUCCAGUUGGGUCUCACUUGUCGAAGUGGAUCCCUGUACACAAUCCCAGUUGGCGUCCCGUUCUGAUGCAAGUUUUGCUAAACUCAUGGGUGUCUGUUAAUGAAUGCAAACCUUCUGAUGAACUAAGCGAACUUUCAUUCUUAAGUCGGUUUUCUGAGAUUGGCUUUCCAAAAACAAGGAUUGGAUUCUCAAUUCCAGAUUCAGCAAUAACUGAGGCCUUAGUACAUCCUUCCGAAAGUGCCUUGUUUGGGCCUAUUUUCUUUCAUCCAUCAAAUAGGUGUAUGUGGAGAGCAUCUGCUUUGAUACGUAAUAACCUUUCGGGUGUAGAAUGGUUACCUAUUCGAGCAUUUGGUGGAUCGCAUCUGCUCAUUCUCCUUGAAGGUUCUGAACCUGUAUGGAAGCUUGAAUUCGACUUUCAUUUUCUAGUUAGCAUGUCGUCCGAACUUUCUUCAUCCCGCAUAAAAAAUAACUCCAUGUGCAGUCAUCGUUUGUCCAAGGAGAUAUAUGCAAAAAAUAUAGGUGAACUUCCUCUUGUGGUCAAGAAACUAAAAGUUUCAGGAACUGACUGUCGCUUGGAUGGGUUUCUGGUACACGAAUGCCAUGGAUUUACUCUAGAACCAGGAGAAUCAAAGAGAAUGCUGCUUUCAUACGAACCAUAUUUUUCGACAGAGAUAGUACACCGAGAUCUUGAGCUCGUAUUGGCUGCUGGCAUCUUUGCUAUACCUAUGAAAGCCAGCCUUCCAGUCAAUAUGCUCAACCUUUGUAGGAAAAACUUUUUCUACCGAGUGCGUCGGGAAGUAUGGCUACUGGUAUUUGCUGCUGUGUCUAUGUUUAUUCUACUGCUGAUCGACAUCAGUCCGCCAUCCUUCUCUAUGGAUAUUGAAGAAAAUAACAUCCAGGUUGAGAAGAAAAUAAACCCCAGAAGCAAGACUAAGAAAACUUUCGGUCUUUCUGACCGUGCAAAAGCCUCCAGAUCAACUAAGGAAGAUGAGAACCCUCAUGCUAAAUUUUUCAACGAGUAUCAAAUCAAUGAAAACCUUGUGCGUGACAACACUAACAAAAUGCAAGACAAGCAUGAUUUUGACCUUCCGAUGGAAAUUGCAGCCUCUGCAUCAAAGCUAACUAAACAGACUGAUAUCUUCGACAAGUAUAGCAUGUUAGGAGCACCGCAAAGUGAUAGUCUCACAAUAAGAAUUAAAGAAAAGGGAAGGAGAAGAAAAAGGAGGAGCAAUGGCUCUGCUGGAUUCCUAGUGAAACAAGAAGUUUCAAGUAGUCAGAGUGGGAAUUCUACACCAUCAUCACCCUUGUCCUCGAAUGCCUCUACUCCAAAGCAAGCAUGGCCACUAUCUCCUGAGCCCGGUGACACCCCAUUUGCCGGCGGCUCAUCAUCUGAACCGGAGCAUCAGAGAAUACUGAGCCAAAGGCAGUAUCCUGCUCCAAAAUCAACUGGGAAGCAAACUCCAGCUUCUCCUGUUGCACCGUAUGCUCGCGCCCCAGGACCCAACAAUAGCCAGAAAAAGGCCAUGAAGGUGGCUAAAAAUGAUGGAGUCGGAGAGCAAUACUCGUACGACAUAUGGGGAAAUCAUUUCUAUAACAAUUUCUUUGGUAGGCCAAAGGAGAUGAGCAGGAAAAUGCAUGAUACUUCGGAAGGUGACCACCAAAGUUUCUUUGCAAUAGAUCCUCAGUCCCUCAUGAUGAUGCCAUCAGCAUGUUCUGUAUCUCCUGGGCAACAAUUGCCCUCUGACAAUGUAACUAACUUUGAUCAAAUGAAUUAGAAGAGCCUUUUUUUUUUCUUCUUUU